Molecule: messenger RNA, 3061 nt
Organism: Heterocephalus glaber (naked mole-rat)
Lineage: Eukaryota; Metazoa; Chordata; Mammalia; Rodentia; Bathyergidae
Gene: Znf329
Product: zinc finger protein 329
Biological process (GO): regulation of transcription by RNA polymerase II
Cellular component (GO): nucleus
Molecular function (GO): DNA-binding transcription factor activity, RNA polymerase II-specific; RNA polymerase II transcription regulatory region sequence-specific DNA binding
Source: RefSeq, a predicted model, not a curated record
GGAAGGUACCUAUAGCAGGUUGCCAGGGCCCAGCACCUCGGUAGGUGGCGACUAAGGCCGGGGAGGAAUUGUGUUUUAUCCCAAGGUUGACCACGUGUGGGCGGACCUGAGUUGAGGCAAGGGGAGGAGCGAAGAAGGGCGGGCCGGAAGAGGCGGAGGCGUUGGCCAGCUGGAGGCCUUGCCCUCAGAGGGAUUAGGACGGAAGUGCGGGGCGGGCCUACUUGGCGGCGCGCCGGCUCUAGGGGCCGGGACAGCGCGGACGGGAAGUGUGUGGGCGGAGCCAAGGUCUACCCUUGUUCCAGGACGGAGCGGAACUAGGCUUCACUCUACGCUGGCGCUUUGGACAUGAGACUGACAACGGUGGCUCAGAAGGUUCCUAUGGAAGAACUGUCCUGUGUAUGGAAAUGGAAGGAUUGGUGAGGGAUGACCCUUGCUUGCUGGUUCUGGGUGACAACUGGGAGUGUGAGAACCAGAAGAGACAUCUGAGGCAAUCUACUUUACCACAGGAGAAACCAGGAGCUCAGGAAGCAGUCUCUGAAUAUCUUGGCUUUGGGAAGCAUUUGAGUGCAAGGUUGGGCCUUCCACCAUCACAGAGAGUUCCUACAACAAAUGAUUUCCAUGAUGCAGAUGCCAAAAUGUUGGACUGUGACCAAGCCUUACACAAUUGUUCCAAAAAGUAUGUAGGCAAGAGAACUGGUGACAGUGAUGCCUGUGGAAAAGCCUUCCACCACUCCUCAGAAGUUACUCAGCUUGGAAGACAUCAAAUGAGAGACGAGCCCUAUAAAUACCCUGAAAAUGUUAAAGCCAUCAACCAUUUUACCCAUGUUGAUGAUCAAAAAAUAAUGAAAAGAGGAAAGAAACUGUAUGAAGGCAAUGACUUUGGGCACAUCUUUUCCCUGAGGUCAUCUCUAAGUGAAAACAGGAGGCAUCACCCCACUGAGAAACCAUAUAAAUGUACUGAAUGUGGCAAAUGCUUCAAACGCAAUUCUUCUCUGGUUUUGCAUCACCGAACUCACACUGGAGAGAAACCUUAUACCUGUAAUGAGUGUGGAAAAUCCUUUUCUAAGAACUACAACCUGAUUGUGCAUCAAAGGAUCCAUACAGGAGAGAAGCCGUAUAAAUGCAGUAAGUGUGGAAAAGCCUUUAGUGAUGGGUCAGCUCUGACCCAACACCAGAGGAUUCACACAGGUGAGAAGCCUUAUGAAUGUCUAGAAUGUGGAAAAACCUUUAACCGAAAUUCAUCUUUGAUUUUACAUCAAAGAACUCAUACAGGAGAAAAACCAUAUAGAUGCAAUGAGUGUGGGAAACCCUUCACUGACAUCUCUCACCUUACUGUGCAUCUCAGAAUCCACACAGGUGAGAAGCCCUAUGAGUGCAGCAAGUGUGGAAAGGCUUUCCGAGAUGGCUCGUACCUCACCCAGCAUGAGAGGACUCACACUGGAGAGAAGCCCUUUGAAUGUGUAGAGUGUGGGAAAUCCUUCAACCGCAAUUCCCACCUUAUUGUGCAUCAAAAAAUCCAUUCUGGGGAGAAACCCUAUGAGUGUAAAGAGUGUGGGAAGACGUUUAUUGAGAGUGCAUACCUCAUCAGACACCAGAGGAUUCAUACUGGUGAGAAGCCCUACGGCUGUAACCAGUGUCAGAAGCUUUUCAGAAACAUCGCUGGCCUUAUCCGGCACCAGAGGACUCAUACUGGUGAGAAGCCCUAUGAGUGUAAUCAGUGUGGUAAAGCUUUCCGGGAUAGCUCCUGUCUGACCAAGCACCAGAGGAUUCACACCAAGGAAUCUCCAUACCAGUGUCUGCAAUGUGGGAAGUCCUUCAAGCAGAACUCUCAUCUGGCAGUUCAUCAGAGACUGCAUAACAGGGAGGGCCCCUACCAGUGUCCUCAGUGUGAGAAGUCAUUCAGGAGGAGUUCAUCCCUUGUCCGACAUCAGAGAACACACCCUGAAGAGCAGCCUUUGGAAACAUAAUGCUGAUAACCACACUGUUUUCCUAGCUUUUUCAAAAACCUGCACAAAGGUGGUAUGGUUUCAGAUGUGACUCCUGGUCCUUAAGCUACAUGGAGAAUUGGUCAUUGUGAGACAUUCUGUAGCCCAGUUAAGUACAUUAUUGGAGAACUCCUGGAGAAAACAUUGGAUGAUGAUAAAUGUGAAAAAAGCUUCAAGAAUUAUUAAAGCCAUCCCCAUACAUGAUAGUGCAUACACAGGAAUAAAACAUGGGAAUGUGAAGGCACUUUCAUUGAGAUGUCUACUCAUCUUUACUUCAACAUGCUAGAAAGAACUCAUGAAUGUACUCAGUGAUCAGUAGGAAGAAUCCUUUAAAAGGGAGUGUCCACCUGCUGUCCAGAAGCAAAUGCUUCUUAUGGGCUGGAGAUUUAGCUCCGUGGCACUGUGACUGCCUCGAAAGCGCAAGGUCCUGAGUUUAAUUCCCAGUACUGAAAAACAUCAACAAUGACAACAACCCCCCCACACCAAGAACAAACAAAAAAGAAUCAGACUUUGUAAGUGUAAUCAGGAAGAGAAGUUGCUUUUAACCAGUCUGUCUUUCCUGUAUCAGCAAGGACAUCCUGGUGAGCAGCCCCACAUACCUGUCACCCUACAGCAACCACAGAAUUAGAGCUGGAGUUCACUUUGUAUUUCUGUGUUACAGUCCUUCUAGGACUCAUGGAGAAAGGGGAAACUGGACAGAACAGUUGCUUCUAAAGGAGGAGUGAUACCAUCUUUUCUAAGAUUAAAAUUGCCUCUAGAAUUGAAAAGGGUACUUUCAAGAAAUAUGAUCUGUUGCUUUAGUUGUUGAAACUAUAAUGAGUUGUUAUGUUUACCUUAUUUCCCUAGCCUCACAUUUGUUCUUCAUCGAGGGCUUCUAAUUUACUUCUAAUUUAUAUCACUCAGCCGCUCUGAUCCAUAAUUUCAAAGGUUUUGUUGCCAUGUUGAAAGUGCUUAUAAUAUGGCAAAAGAAGGCAUAAGAUAGGAGAUUUACAGUCUUUACAAUACUGUAAAGGUAUGUGCACAUAUGGGUAUAGAUUAGAAAUAGGUGAUGGAGAAAUAAAGAAGUCAGGGGACUA